Molecule: messenger RNA, 5979 nt
Organism: Oncorhynchus mykiss (rainbow trout)
Lineage: Eukaryota; Metazoa; Chordata; Actinopteri; Salmoniformes; Salmonidae
Source: RefSeq, a predicted model, not a curated record
CGAGUCCUAGGAGUCAUAGCUUACCAUACCCGGGAGCAAGGGGGAGGUGACAGCGAACUGGCUAUGUGACCGGCUUAAUGGCUACACUUUAUCCACAGCGGGACUGCAUCAUGCAUACACUAGGAUUUUUUUUCUAGACUAAUGUUUGCUGAAAUUAGUUCUACGUCCACGGAUCCAGUGCGACAGGUCAUCAAAUAAUAAACAGCUGAAGACUUCACAGUGAAUGUGUCGGGCAAGCAAUAAGGUCGGUCGAUAUGGCAUAACUGUUCAGAUGUCAGGAGGCUAGUACGGCGGCCAACCGGGAGAAGAGCUGUGCCCUCGCAAUAUACAUCAAAACACUCGAGAGAGCCAUCGACUUCAGAAUAAUUUUGCCGCUCAGAAAUACAAUUACUGAAGCAACGAUCCGAAGGCAAACACGUCGGAGAGGGAGUCAUUCUGAUUCGGACCAAGACGGGAACCACAAGGCAGAAGCGGGGAGAACACACACAUCAAUUUGUCUUGCUUGACGCACGUUCUGAUUUCUUGCAGAUAUCCAGAACACGGAAUAAGGCAACAAAACACAAUAAUAAUGUGGAACAAUUCUCGACGUGUGGGCUACAACCAGGACCCAACACACUGAUCUCCCCUUGAUCCGACCGACCGGGCCGCAGAACGGGACGCCGCAUCACCCAAAUGUAAAUUUAGCCUAUCUCUUUUUUUUUUUACUCUCCCUUCAUUACCCCAACACCCAACUCUUCUUCGUUCUCACCAUCCUGCUCCGAGACCCAGAAGCCACCAGGCCUCUGCUGGUUAUGAGCAGGGGGUUGGGAGGGAGGUGUGGGGAGUUAACAAACAUAUCACCCACAGCUUUAUCGUAGCCCUCUCUUUCCUGAUGAUUUCCUGAUCUAUUUCAUUAACAUUGACCGUAACCACGAGCAAGUCCAUUUUCAUUCCCCAAAAUAGCCCCAAAACUAGCCUACUAAUAACAAAUACAGCAUUUGACUACAUACUGCAUUAGCAUAACACUAGCAUAGCGUUACUACUAGCAUAACAUAACUAGGAUAACAUUACUAAAAUUCCGUACUAGUGUUCUAUUGACAGUACUUACACGCUGCCAUGCAUUCUAAUGAUAUACCUAUCAUUACCUUCAAACAUCCAGUAGCAAAUGAUAAUCGGAAACUGCUGCCAUAGCUUUGAGAGUACCCUGCAUAGAUCAGUCAUUCAACCUUUCCCACUUGUCAAGUGGUUUGAGGGCAGUGGUGAAGUACCUGUUGAGACACACACACACAUUCAUUGACACACACACACACACACACACACACACUCAGGGACCAUGCUGAGCAUCCUGGCUGCUGGCUCCAUCUUCUUCCCAGGCUUGUUCCUGCUGUCUAAGAGAUGCCUGAAACACACCCCAGGCCUGGCUCUGAGCGAGGGAGAUGCCACCAUCGUGUCUGCCAGGCUGGUGUCAUCCAUCCAAGCCAUCAUGGCUUCCUUAGCUGGCUACAUCAUCGCAUCCUCCUGUGAGGACGUCAUCGAGGAUCAACACUGGCUUACCAGUACCUACAUCCUGUUUGCGGUGCCCUACUUUGCGUACGACAUCUACGCCAUGUUCCUGUGCUAUUGGCACAAGCUGCAGGUUAAAGGGCACGAGGAGGAGGAGGGCGGCAGGCCAAAGCCAAUGGGCUCGGAAGUGGCCAGUUACCUGCGCAGAGAGUUCCUCAUGGUGCUGCACCACGUCGUCAUGGUGACCAUCUGCUUCCCCGUCUCCGUGUUCUGGAGGCAGGGAAAGGGCGAUUACUUCCAGGGUGUCAUGUUUAUGGCUGAACUCAGCACUCCGUCCGUCUGCCUGGGGAAAAUCCUCAUCCGGUACAAGAAGCAGCACACUCUUCUUCAUAAAGUGAAUGGCGCUCUCAUGCUGGUCACUUUCUUCGUCUGUCGAGUUCUGCUCUUCCCCUACCUCUACUACGCCUACAGCAGGUAUGCCUCCAUCCCCCUCUACACAGUGCCCCUUGUGGCUCCCUGGCAGUGCAACGUGGGGGCCUUCUGUCUGAUGGCCCCACAGGUCUACUGGUUCACCCUCAUCUGCAGGGGUGCCUUCCGCCUCUUCACCGGGGCCUCGCGCUCCCGGCCCCCGGCCACCCUCAACAAGCCUGAUAGGGGAUGCUGCCCCGGCCAGGGAGCCCCAUUACCUCCCCCGGCCAACGGCUACAGUCCUGUCCCCCACAAGGCAGACAGAGAGACCGACACACACUGAGAAAGAAAAGAAAGAGGGAGGGAAAGAUGGAGAGGAAGAAGGAUCACUGUGCGGACGGGGCCAGCCAGACCAGGCCGGGAAGACUGAGGUCUGUCAAGGGAAUCUAUUGUACUGUAUUGCAAUGACACUAUAACCUAGAAGAGAGGGAGAGAGAAAUUGUUUCUCAUCCUCUACAACUCCCUCCCUCCUUCUAUUGCUCCUUUAGUUACAUGGACCUCUGGAAGAAGAGCGGCAGAUUGAUAGGGGAGAGGGUAAAGAAAGAAAUAAAUGAAUAAGGGAGAGAGAUAGAAGUAUAGACAGGAGAAAGACUUGGCAAGUAUUUAAAUAUUACGUGCUGUACACACUGAUUUCAAACUGAAUGGGGAAAAAUGAAUGGAUUGAAAAGAAAAAGGAUGAUCGGGUGAGAGAACACAUUGAAGAGCAAUAGUGAUAGAGGGAGGCAGAGAAGAAUAGACUAAGCAUGAGCUGAGUUUGACUGAGUUAAAGGGAUAGAUAAAAAAAGUAUUCUUCUCUUGAAAGAGAAAUGCAACUGCUGUUCUAGAUUAGGGAAGGAUACAAAUGAAUAUAUCAUAAUGUAUAGAAACAAUGUAGUAAAUUAUUAUUUGGUGACCAGUUGAUUUUGGUGACUGCAAAAAGGGGGAUGAAGACAACACCAGUAUUUCAACUUGUGAUCCUGGUACUGUAUUGUUUGUCCAUCAAGAUGAUCCACUCUGAUCCACUUUUGUCUUGGGAAAGGACAGAGGAACACGCACCGGCGCCUCUGGUAAUUGCUUCGUUCUGCCUUCUCUCCACUCUGAAAUUCUCUCUCGCUCCCUUUUCUCCUGUUAGAAAACUAAUGUGGGAGGGGAGGAAGGGGGUUUACCCCAAAAUGUGACAAGUUUAUACUAGUAGACGAGUAGAUGUCAUGUUAGGUUUUUAUAUUGCUCUCAUUCAAAGCAUUUAUUUAUUUAUUAAUGUUGAUUGUCUUUUAAUUUUUUUUUAAAUGUAUUGUGACUUAGUAUUGGUAGCACAUUAUUAUUACUCCUGCCAUCUGUUGUACUCACUCCCCACUUCAAUCAAAAGAGGAGAGAAAGAGAGAUGGAAUGUUGGCAAGAUUAAUAGAGGGAGAGAGAGAAGGGGGGGAGUAGUAGACUCAAAUGGGACAAUGAUGCAGCUGUGCUGUCCCAGUCACCCACCCAAGUUGAAUAAUGCUGGCAGGCAGUCUUCAGUACACGACUGGGUGGGUCUGUGCAAUUUACCAGAGCUUUACCAUGCCUGGAGAGGUGUUUACUGUCUCAGAAACCCCAUCAACAUGAUAUAAUGAUCAGGAACACUGCUAUCAUCGCCAUGGUUCUGUUAUGUUAGGGAAAGCUGUUGUGGAAUUGGAUCUCCUGCAGGCUUAAACGGGGCAACCACAUUUUAGAACCUACAGGCGUUCUAGAGUCUGCGGAUGUAAGGGAUUCCUAGAUGAUCUAAAGCAGGAUUAUGAAGGAUUUAGACAGAGUAAGUUGUUGCAGUGUGUUCGACCGUAUGGGGGGAAUUUGAAAUAGAUGGCACUGGCAACUGUGGUACUCCCUUUAUGCAUUGAGGAAUUUGUGCGAUAGGGCCGAAGAAAGAACAUAUUGACAAUGCACUGAGAGAAGGGACUGACGAGGUUGGAUUGGGUGGUGGUGGGGUAGUAAUUUUCAAAUUUUCCGACCACAAUUUCAACCACUUUUGUUUUUAGUUUUUUGUGUGUUCGUUUUACUUGUGAUUUUAAUUAUGUUUUGCUGCCGUUUACUCAUGUUGACACUGCAAUGGCACCAAUGUAGCUGUCUACUGUAUCUAAGUUUGCGUCAUAACUGCCAUUUGGGACGAAGCCCAAGUCAAGAGGGUUGAAAUGUGGUCCUUGAAACUCAAUCCCAAGGUGAGCGGACCUUGAACACUUGACCACUGCCUUGGGUUGUAACUCUACUAGCCUGGUCUCAGAUCUCUCUGCCGGUUCAUCGACGAAAAGUGAACACAUAGAGGGACUACUGUAUAAUAUGCUGGACUAUACUUAUUGCAUCAGGCGUUUUUCUGCUGAAUAGCUGCAUGAUAGGAAUGAGAGAAUGGCUUUUUGACAAUUGGCCGAUAUUAACCUGGGAACACUGUAACACUUAGAGUUACUAUUUACAAUGGUCAGUUAUGGUACUAUUUAAAAUGGCUUAUUGAGGACUUGUUCAUCUCCGCACCCAGAACCGAAUCAGCUACCCGAUUUUUAACAUUUUGAAACGUUUUGUUAUGAUAGAGGGUUUUUUUUUCAUUCAUUGCUUUAUAACUGAUUUAAAGGUACAUUGAUUGGGGAAAUUGUAUGAUCAACAUUAUUUUCCAUGCCAAAAAGUAAACCUAAGCGUCCGACAAUGGAUAUAAACUGUAGAGUUGAUCGUACAAAUCAAACGUCAUUCCCCAAAAAUGAAUUAUGUUCACAAAUGUCGUUUCAAUUGUAUUUGUCACAUGCGCCCAAUACAACAGGUGUAGAUCUUACAGUGAAAUGCUUACUUACAAACCCUUAAACAACAAUGCAGUUUUAAGAAAAAUACCGAAAGAAAAAAUAAGAAAUAAAUGUAACAUCAUUAAAGAGCAGCAGUAGAAUAACAAUAGCGAGGCUAUAUACAGGGGGUACCGGUACAGUAUCAAUGUGCGGGGGGCACUGGUUAGUCAAGGGAAUUGAGGAAAUAUAUACAUCUAGGUAGAUGUAAGAUUAGGGGGGUCUAUUCAAUCCGCAUCACGGAAGUUCAGCUUUUCAGCGUGAUUGAAAUUUAAAGGCAAUGUUCCCGCUUUAUCAGAGGCUGCAUGUGUCGACUCAAUCGGAAAUUGCCUACACAUUUCUGUAGCGGAAUCUGUAACGCUUCAGCGUUACAGAUUGAAUAGAGCCCUAUGAUUAUUUUCAUGCGUAUUCCACACCAGAGCAAUUUUUUUCUGUUCCUCAUCUGACAGAGGUCACUGAAACUGAAACUAAAUAUAAUUUGCACUCGAUUACAAAGUUUAGUUCGAGAAGAUACGCUUUGAGUGAGAGAGAGAGGUGUUGGAGUUAAGACAUUAAGACAAGUUAGUGAUGAUUUAAGCCAAAAAUUUGAUAUCUUCUAGUGUUUACUUUUGCAAUUGACCCCUUCUAGUCCAUUAUAAAUUAUGAUGCCUUCAUGUUAAACCCUUUGAGCAAAAAAAUGUCUUUCGACCAAUUUUGCUCACUAGGUAGCGUUACCUCCCAAAAGAUAACAUCAUCUAUUUUACCAGUUCCUAAGUCCUCUGUCAUGGAAAGUAUUACAAAAAAAUCGACUGCAUCUUCCAUAUUGUUUGUUUGUUUUAUACAUUUAUUUUAAUGUAUCUCUGUUAUUUAUUGAAAUGGUUUGAAUGUACAUACGAAUACAUAUAUAAAUGAUAUAUUUCCUGUACAUAUGGGCUUGUGUUCUGUCUGUCGACUGCUGCCUGACUAAUCGUGGGCUCUGUAUCUGAAAUGGCACCCUGUUCCCUACAUAGUGCUCUACUUUUGACCAGGGUCUGGUUAAAGUAGUACACUACAGUAUGUCGGGAACACUGGGGUGCCGUUUCGGACUUAGACCUGUUCUGUUGGCUGACAUACUCUGCUCUCGUCUUCUGCUCUGACGGCCAACAUGACAUCAUGGUUCUACUGUUCUAGCACCACUGCACUGCUUUUCAAAAUAAGCACCAUGAACUUUGAGUGAAGUUUUGCUUUACAUGCAACAGAUUGACCAAUAAAGUCCUCCCCUUUGUUUGUGCAUAAAGAA